CACGUUCCGCUCUGCCCAAGCCAUUGAUUAAUACACAGCUCUUCUUCUUCUUCAUUGCCCAAGCUAUUUUUCUUAGUUUCCAUCUUUCCAAAAACAAUGUCGGCAACAAGAAUUCUUCUUCUUCUCUUCACUUCCAUCUUCUUUCUCUUCACACUCUUCUGCUUUACACCUUUAUCUCACUUCUCUUCACCAGUUCUUGCAAAAGCACUUUCUUUUUUUCACCACCCAACAGACCAUGCUGAACCUGUUUUGUCUAUCUCCACCCAUCAAUAUCAUAGGCAGAGAUCGGAGAAGCUGAUCCUGCAGAGCACUUCUCCCGCAGUUGACGAAAAAGACGUGGUGGUGUUGACCAUGAACAACUUUAGUGACUUUGUUGAUAGAAAUCAGUAUAUAAUGAUUGAUUUCUAUGCGCCUUGGUGCUAUUGGAGUCAGAAGCUGGCGCCGGAAUAUGCUGCGGCGGCUACCAUGUUGAAGGGUAAGGCUGUUCUUGCAAAAAUCGAUUGUGAUCAAGAAACUGAGUUGGCGAGGAAGUUCAAGAUUCAAGGUUAUCCCACUUUGUUGCUUUUGGUUGGUGGAGUUCACAAGGACAGUUAUUACGGAGAAAGAACCAGGGAUGCUAUUUCAAAUUGGGUUAAUCAGAAGAUUAACAAUGUUGUCCAAAACGUGACAACAAUUGAUGAGGCAAAACGUAUAUUAGCUGCUGAAUCUGUAAUGGUUUUGGGAUUCUUAGACAGUUUGCAGGGUCCACAAAGUGAGGAGCUUGCUGCUGUCUCAAAACUGCACAUUGAUGUCAACUUCUAUCAAACAUCAAAUGUUGAUGUUUCUAAGAUGUUCCACAUUGACAACCAAAUCAAACGCCCUGCUCUGAUUUUGCUAAUAAGAGAGAACUCAGCAAAUCAUACCCACUUUCUCUAUGAGUGUCAAUUCAACAGGUUGGCAAUAGCUAACUUUGUAUCUGUAUAUAAGCUUCCUUCAGUGAUCACUUUCAGACAAGAGGAUGCUUCAGAUAUUUUUGAGAAUCCUAUGAAACAGUUGUGGCUUUUUACUCCUGAAAGGUCAUGUAAGGUUGUAUCCAUAUUCAAAGAGGUGGCAAAUGCUUUCAAAGGAAAGCUUCUGUUUGUCCAUGUGGAAAUUGGCAAUGAAUUUUCCAUUGGAAGACAUCUUUCUCAUGAAUUUGGCCUCCCUGAAGAUUCUCCAACAGUUGUAGCUUAUUACACAGCAAAUGGGGUUGUCGAGAAGCACAAAUACAAUGGUAAAUUGAGCUUCUGUGGCAUUAAGUCAUUUGCAGAGGAGUUGCUGGAAGACCAGCUUCUGACCAAAUCAGAACCAGCCACGAAGAAAGCUGUUAGACUUCCAUUGCGCUCUCAUGCUUCUGAUCCAAGCUCUGUUCUUCAUGCAUAUUAGUCAUCUAUAUAUAUACAUAUAUAAAGUUGAUAUCAUCUCCAAAGUGUGCUAACUAGUGCUAAGUAGCACAGUUAUGUAAGUUCUGUCUCUGCCACGUGGCACACCACUUCUACGUCGACUAUUAAUAUUAACAUAUUAAUAAAACUUAUAUAUAGUUCUUAUUAUUUUAA
Messenger RNA from Manihot esculenta (cassava), 1574 nucleotides. RefSeq names its product protein disulfide isomerase-like 1-3. Gene Ontology annotation, cellular component: endoplasmic reticulum. Gene Ontology annotation, biological process: protein folding; response to endoplasmic reticulum stress. The transcript is spliced from 8 exons. Lineage: Eukaryota; Viridiplantae; Streptophyta; Magnoliopsida; Malpighiales; Euphorbiaceae. The coding region runs from base 97 to 1404 and encodes 435 amino acids. Gene Ontology annotation, molecular function: protein disulfide isomerase activity. The record is from RefSeq and is a predicted model, not a curated record.